UGCUGUUUAUCCAACUCCAGUUCAACCCAGCGCAGAAAAACAAGGAGCAGGAAAAUCCCGAUGAACAGAGAAGUUCAUUCCAGUCAUUGGCAGCAGAGAACUGGAAGGAAAGAUCCCUGAAGGAAAACGUCUCUUUUCUAUUCCAGUGCCAUAGCGGCUCCAGACAAACCAUGUGAUCGUUAGAGCAUCCGAUGUAGCUGUCAUGUGGUACGUCCACAGCCGAGCACGGUGGAAUGCUCAGCUCAGCAAGGAGCCGUUGACAACCACUGGCCUUUGACAAAGGAUCCUCCCAGUGACUCUUGUAACUUCCCCCCUCCCCUAGGGGGCACACAGACCUCUGCCAUCCCCACAGUGCCUACACAUAGGGUGGACCUUCAUCCUACACCACACUCCUCAUCCUCCCACACAGUCUGCUAGACAGGAGGUUCAUUCACAAAUGUCUACCUCACGAUUAAAAGGCCCCUCUCCAUAACUGCGACCCUGAACAGGCUUCAAGAUGACUUCCAGUAUAGGCGGGGAUGAUGCCAGCAGUAUCUUUGAUGGGUUAAUGGAAGAAGAUGAAAAGGACAAAGCAAAACGAGUAUCCCGUAACAAGUCUGAGAAGAAGCGCAGGGACCAGUUCAAUGUCCUCAUCAAGGAGCUGGGUACCAUGCUGCCAGGUAACACCCGGAAGAUGGACAAGUCCACCAUCUUACAGAAGAGCAUCGACUUCCUGCGCAAGCAUAAAGAAAUAGCUGCGCAGUCAGAGUCAAGUGAGAUCCGACAGGACUGGAAACCUCCUUUUCUUAGUAAUGAAGAGUUCACACAGCUGAUGCUGGAGGACUAUUCAAGUUCAAGGUUGAGCGCAAUGGCAUUAGACGGCUUCUUCCUAGCAAUUAUGACAGAUGGGAACAUAAUCUAUGUCUCAGAGAGUGUUACAUCUCUACUGGAACAUCUUCCUUCUGACCUGGUGGAUCAGAACCUGUUGAACUUCCUGCCCCUGGUGGAACAUUCAGACGUGUAUAAAGCCCUGUCGUCUCACAUACUGGAGGGAGAGACGCUAACGCCAGAGUAUCUCAAGACGAAAAACCAGUUAGAAUUCUGUUGCCACAUGCUCCGAGGGACGAUCGACCCCAAAGAGCCUCCUGUGUAUGAGUAUGUUAAGUUCAUCGGAAACUUCAAGUCCCUGAAUAAUGUGCCUAACUCAACUCGAAAUGGCUUGGAAGGGGUGAUCCAGCGGUCACUCCGGCCCGCUUUUGAGGACCGAGUCUGUUUCAUAGCAACUGUGAGAUUAGCCAAACCACAGUUUAUCAAGGAGAUGUGCACUGUUGAAGAACCCAAUGAAGAAUUCACCUCUAGACACAGCUUAGAAUGGAAGUUCCUCUUCUUGGACCACAGGGCUCCGCCCAUAAUAGGUUACCUGCCGUUUGAGGUUCUGGGUACAUCUGGAUAUGACUACUACCAUGUAGAUGACCUGGAGACACUGGCCAAAUGCCACGAACACUUAAUGCAGUAUGGGAAGGGGAAAUCGUGCUACUACAGGUUUCUCACCAAAGGGCAGCAGUGGAUCUGGCUCCAGACCCAUUACUACAUCACCUACCACCAGUGGAACUCCAGGCCCGAGUUCAUCGUCUGCACGCACACUGUCGUCAGCUAUGCUGAGGUGAGGGCUGAACAGCGCAGAGAGCUGGGGAUUGUUGAGGAGUCACCGCCAGAGAUCUCUGCGGUAGAUAAGCAGUCUCAGGACUCUGGUUCUGAAUCUCAACACCAGCUCAACACCUCCAGUCUGAAGGAGGCCCUAGAGGGCUUUGACCGCAGCCGCACGCCCUCGGCCUCCUCACACAGCUCCCGCAAGUCCUCGUCCCACACUGCCAUCUCCAACCCAGCCUCACCUAAGCUUAAGACAGACAGGGGUACACCGGGAUGCCAGUCCGUCUCUGCUAUUGAGAUGACAUCACAGCGAAGAUCAUCCAUCAGCAGUCAGCAAUCGAUGAGCUCCCAGCACACCCAGAACACGGGGCAGAACAUGGCCCCAUCCAUGGUUCCACAACAACAACCGCAGCAGCAGCAACAACAGCUGCAACAGCAGCAACCACCACCACAACAGCAGCAGCAGCAGCUUCAGAUCCAGCCCAGUGUCCAGUUUUCCACCCAGCUGGACGCAAUGCAGCACCUGAAGGAUCAGCUGGAGCAGAGGACCAGGAUGAUCGAGGCCAACAUCCAGAGGCAGCAGCUGGAGCUCAGGCAGAUCCAGGAAGAGCUCAACAAGGUGCAGGGCCAUGGCCUACAGAUGUUUCUCCAGCCGGGUACAAGUGGGCUGAGCCUGGGCUCUGUGCAGCUGGCCCACGGGACCACCAUGCAGCCAGGGGGUGCUCUCACCAUGCAGGGCCAAGUGGUGUCUGCAGGCAGUCUGCAGGGCAGCACCCCACAGCAGCAUACGGUCCAACAACAACCCCAGCAGCAGUCCCAGCCCCAACAACAGAACCUGUUACGAGACACCAGCUCUGUCCUCUCACAGUCUUCAGUGCGGUCGACUCACUCUCUGCCGCCCCAGCAGAGUGCCCUGCCAGCCUCCCUCUACAACACCAUGAUGAUCUCUCAGCCCAACCAGGCCAAUGUGGUCCAGAUCGCCACCAGCCUGGCCCAGAACAGCAGCAACAACACAGCUGCCAUGGCAAACUUUGCCCAGGACCGCUCGGGACAGAUCAGGUACACGAUGCCACCAACAGGGUUCCCUGCUGGCUCUCAGUUGCUGACUAAGCUGGUGACUGGGCCGAUGGCGUGUGGAGCGGUCAUGGUCCCUACAACCAUGUUCAUGGGCCAGGUGGUGACCGCGUUCGCUCCUCAGCAGGGCCAGACUCAGACCAUCAGCAUCGCCCAGCAGCAGCCUCAGCAGCAGGAGCAGCAGGCUCAGUCUCAGGCCGAAGCCACACAGCAAGGGCUGGCCCAGCAACAAACACAGUUCCUCCAGGGCCCUCGGCUGCUCCAUGGAAACCAGUCCACCCAGUUGAUCCUGCAAACAGCGUUCCCACUGCAGCAGCAAGGAGCCUUCGCCAGCACACAACACCAGCAGCAGCAGCAGCUACAACAGCAACAUCAGCAGCAGCAGCAACAGCUCCAGCAGCAGCAACAACAACAGCAACAACAGCUCCAACAACAGCAGCAACAGGAGCAGCAGCUGGCCUCUCACAGGGCAGAUAGCAUGUCAGGCCGCUCCAGCACACAGCCCCAGUAACCUGGCAACAUCCGAUCAGACAUGUGGACUGAACCAAGUCUAUUUGUCUGUGUGAUGGGGUGAAGAGAUCGGUUGAGGAAGCAGUAUUGAGACUAUGCCUCUGAGGCUACCCUGCUUCAACUUGGUCUGUAGAGUUAGUGAUGGAUGGAUCAAUAGAUGGGUCUCUGGCUGCCUGCACUGAACUCAUGAGCCACUGGCGCGUCAGAUUGAAAACAAUGCUGUGCUCACAGUGAGCACGGAGUCGCUCCACUUCAUGGCCAUGCUCAGAACUUUCCCACAGAGACCUCCACUCUGUCAAGGUCCCCUCACCACUGUGACAGGGGCCAGUGCUUGUCUCCUACCCUGCCCUCUUCUUGUGUGUUCAGUGUGUGCUCCCGUCACCCUCACAGAUUUUAUUUAUGCAGGACGAUCCAUUCUGGAGCUUCAAUCAAGGCUUCAAAGAAGUCCUACAGACAGCAGACAGACGCCUCGUUUGUUUUCUGUUUUUCUCAUAUUGUUUUUCAUGUCAAAGUAAUUAUGGGUCAGAAAAUAUUUUUAAGAAUGUCAUGUGGAUUGAACUUUUAUUGUACAGAACAAAAAAUAAUAUGUAAAUAUAUGGGGAAAAAAGAAAAAUGACUAAUAUUUUAUAUGAUGCAUGAAAUGAAAAGCAUAGUCUGUUAUUUGUAGCUUUGAAUAUACCUUUUUUUCUAGUACUCUAUGGAAAAAAGGAAACCUAAACACACUUAAUGGCUGAUCUUUUCUUCCCGUGGGCCAGGUGUCUUUUUGGGGCCGUGGGUGUCUGUGUAGUUGAUGCUGCUGGUCGUGUCACAGUUUGUUUCAUUCUCUUCCUCACUUUCGUAGUUUUAAUAAAACUCCUCUAUUGAGAUUAAAAACAGAAAUGUUUUAAAGUUACAGUAUUUUUUUAGAAUAUAUAUUGUGGUCCAAAGCGACAUGUUGAGGACUAAAUAGAUACAUGAUUUUACUCAGAACAAUAUUUUAAAUUGUAAAUAAAGCAAAGACCCAAAGUUUACCAAAUAGACUUUAAAUGUAUCCUAUGGAAAGCUUAUGAGCUCAUUAUUUUCUCUGCCAUCAUGCCUCAUAACAUUUACCAUAGCUAUUCAUAAACAUUUUUUACUUUUAAAAAGUCCUUAGUGUUUAUCAUUAGUUGCUUUAAAUAUGAGGCAUUAUGACUGUUUUAGAGUGGUCUUGUAACGCUCAUAGCGAUGCAUGCAAAGUACCUCUAGGUACAGACUAUACUAGUGCUUUACAAUACUGUACUUUUUUAGCCCUAAAGGCUUGUGUAGAAAAAUUAGUAUUCUCAUAUAAAUAUAUAUUCAAUUACAUUUUAAAUGGCCACAAAAAUUACCUUAAACUCAGAAAUGCAAUUCACACAGUGAUAUUUCUGCACAUUAUCCUAUUUGCGCCAUUAGAAAUCUAGUGUCUGUUCUAUGAAUGAAAUGCUCCUACUUUCUCCUGUCACUUGCAACUAUAGCAUGCUUAUCUCCUAUUAAGCUUUUUAUGGGUUGGCAAUGUCAGAACAAACAAAUUAGUGAUAUCUCUCCUCUUUAGAACAUUAAAUGAUGGUGGAUCUCAUCAAAUAAGUGUUUGGACAGAAUGCUGCUAGCAAUUGUGAUCUGAGUUAAUCUUCAUGUGUUAAUAAAGUGAGUUUGUCUGUUUUA
Molecule: messenger RNA, 4872 nt
Organism: Salmo salar (Atlantic salmon)
Lineage: Eukaryota; Metazoa; Chordata; Actinopteri; Salmoniformes; Salmonidae
Product: circadian locomoter output cycles protein kaput
Biological process (GO): circadian regulation of gene expression; regulation of transcription by RNA polymerase II
Cellular component (GO): nucleus; CLOCK-BMAL transcription complex; cytoplasm
Molecular function (GO): protein dimerization activity; E-box binding; DNA-binding transcription factor activity, RNA polymerase II-specific
Source: RefSeq, a predicted model, not a curated record